Messenger RNA from Vicia faba (fava bean), 1305 nucleotides. Lineage: Eukaryota; Viridiplantae; Streptophyta; Magnoliopsida; Fabales; Fabaceae. The record is from the annotation of a GenBank genome assembly.
AUGGCUAAACAUUCAAUGGUUUUGCCACAAGGUGUUGUUUUUGGGAAUGAGAGUAUUGGCCAGAGAUUGAUUAAGAGAAGGAGAUUGGUUUCCGGGAUUGGGUUGUGUUUGAAUGAUAAAUCUAAGUUUAGUUUUUCGGUUAAAGAUCUGAGAGGGAAGUCUUGUUUUCCUGAGGGAUUGAGGGGUUUGAACAAUUUGGGUAGUACAUGUUUUAUGAACUGUAUGUUGCAAGCAUUGCUUCAUGCACCUAUUUUCAAGGACUAUUUCUUGAGUGAUGGACAUGAUUCGGAAGAUUGUAAAAGAAGAACGAUGGAUAGGUUGUGUUUGAUUUGUGAUAUUAAUGCUGUUUUUUUAGCUAUGUAUUCGGGCGGUCGAACUCCGUAUAGCCCUGCUCGGUUUCUAUACAGCUGGUGGCAGCAUUCAGCAAAUUUAGCGAAUUACGAGCAACAGGACGCCCACGAGUUUUUCAUUGCGAUGUUAGAUGCAAUCCAUGAGAAAGAGGACAUAACGGGGAAAGGAAGCAAAGGAAAUGGUGGAGAGUGUCAAUGCAUUGCUCAUAAAGUGUUCUAUGGGCUAUUGAGAUCAGAUGUUACUUGUAUGGCUUGUGGAUUCACCUCAACAACCUAUGACCCUUUUUUGGACAUUUCACUUAACCUCGACAUUAAUAUCUCUUUGGUCGAAAAGGGUAAAAAACUUACCAAACAGAAUGAGGAUGACAACAUGUCUACACUUCUAGGUUGUUUGGAUUUGUUCACUAGGCCAGAGAAGUUGGGGCCGGACCAGAAACUUUACUGCCAAAAUUGUCAGGAAAGGCAAAACUCCUUGAAACAAAUGUCUAUUAGAAAGCUCCCUCUAGUACUUACUUUGCAUGUAAAACGGUUUGAGCAUUCUUUCGUUAAGAAGUUGUCAAGGAAGAUUGAUCGCUACCUACAAUUUCCGUUCUCCUUGGACAUGACUCCUUAUUUGUCCUCUUCUAUUCUUAGAGCUAGAUAUGGAAAUAGAAUUUUUAAUUUUGGAGGUGAUGAAUCAGAAACUUUUUCCAAGUUCGAGAUUUUUGCAGUGGUGACACAUUCGGGGACGCUCGAGUCUGGCCAUUAUGUUUCUUUUGUAAGAUUAAGGAAGCAAUGGUAUAGAUGUGACGAUGCUUGGAUAACCGAGGUUGAUGAGGCAAUAGUCAGAGCUUCACAGUGUUACAUGAUCUUCUAUGUGCAAAAGACUUUGUUCAAUAAUGCAAAUGAAGAUCUUAGUCACCUUCCAAAUUCACCUGGAAGAGAGGUGUUUAUUCCUAUUGCUGGUUGCUGCUAG